Messenger RNA from Corticium candelabrum, 1396 nucleotides. RefSeq lists its product as uncharacterized. The coding region runs from base 167 to 1210 and encodes 347 amino acids. The transcript has 4 exons. The record is from RefSeq and is a predicted model, not a curated record. NCBI's taxonomy places the organism in Eukaryota, Metazoa, Porifera, Homoscleromorpha, Homosclerophorida, Plakinidae.
GACAGUAGGCUAGCCAAACCCCGCCCCUUUGUGGGGAAUCCCCUGAGCUCACCUCCUCUGAUCUCACUGCUUGAGCUCGAUAUGAAUUACGACGAGAUGCUAUGACGAGGAUUGCUCUAGUUGUCGCUGUAGUUUAGCGGUCGUUUUCUCGUAUAGAGGCCUGUAGAUGGGUCGUAGAAACCGCCGGUUGUCGUCACUAUUCCAUUUCACUUCCUUUCUGGUUCGGGUAUCGCAACCCUACGCUAGUCUCAUAUCGGCGAGUCUCAUAUCGGCGAGUCUCAUAUCAUGCGUACAAGGGCGCGACGCAGACAAAGCGCCGCUUGCAGUUGUGUGUAAACGACCCAACUGCAAUACUGACAGUGUGAAGGUGACUGCUGAUGAAACGGUACCGUUCAGCUGUGUGACCGCCGCCACCGGGUCUCCUGUCACUGAUGCUCAAUGGACCGUCCACGCUGGAGACAACGAGGAGUUGCUCGACAAAGGAAAGUGUCCGGCCGGACCCUUUCAGUCGUGCUCUAUUAUAGACCAGAUGCUGACGAUACAUAAUCACACGGCCUUUCUGUCGCCAACUGAUAACUUCUACACUAUCCGAUGCUGCACUUUAGCUACCAAUGAUACCUCUGCAGAGUUUACGGUACACGUCGGAUUUGCAAGGUUGUUAACAUCUUUGACUCAAUCACCAAUUACUCCACAAGUUACCUAUGUGGAAUCUGGGAGUGACCCUUCACCUCCAAAAGAACACACUGAGAACUCCACAUACUCUCCUCUGCCUGAAGAAAGAGAGACACCAUCGGCCUCAGAAACAGCUGCCAGCAAGCAAACUGCAACUACAGCUGUCAAAGGGGUCAAUGGGAAGAGAGGCACUGAUGGGUCUACUCCUCAUAAUAGCUCUGAAUGGUCUGCAGAAAUAAUAGCUGUUGUGGUCGUUGUACCUGUUGCUGGCAUUGCGAUGAUAAUAAUUACUAUUGUUGCCCUGAGAAAGUGGACAAAAAGAAGUGCGAAAGUACAGCAGACGUUGGCAACAAUGACAGAUCAGAUUGACAAGAGGAUUGACCAAGACGACAAGAUGUUUGACCAAGGCAACAAGCUCAUUGCCAACACUGUCUACACCAAUCAACGCUUAGAUGAGCUCAUAGGAAUGAAGAGUGAUGAUUUUGAACAACAUGUAGUUACUCAAGCAAGAGUAGACAACAGCUUGGCAUCUAAAUAGAUUGUAUUACUACAUACUUGAAUCUAACAUUAACUCGUGUUGAUAGCCCAAUGCAACUCUUUGCUGCAGUUGGCAGUGGAAACUAAAUUACUUUGGUGUAGAAUGUGGCAUGAGCCAUGCCCUCCCAACUUUUGAAAAUGGAACUUCCGCCAACGGACUUUUGGUGAUAACUUCCGGAAAUAUUGG